AUGGAGGGCGAUGAGGUUAUCGGCGCACCAAAGCAUCCCGACUGGCUGCAAAUGGUGCGCAUUAAGGAAGGGGAGGUUCCCCGUGUGAUCGCCUAUGUUUCGACUAGGUUAUCCCGCUAUCGUCCCGCCAUGCGUCGCGACAUCAUCGACCAUCGCGACAUCGUCGUCCUCUCCCUCUUCAGCGGGGGUGAGGUUCUUAAUCUGAUGAACGUCUACUCUGACGAUCAACACACAGCCAUUGAGCACUUAGCUGCUCGUGUGCAUUCUUUACCACCUUUCAUUUACAUGGCUGGUGACUUUAACUGCGUGUCGACGACUUGGGAUGACUAUGAGCAUGGUGAGUCGUCGACGGCAAUAUCACUGCGGGAUACCGCAUCUCAGAUCGGCCUCGAGUGGGCACGACCUUCUAACCAUGGACCGACGCGGAUCAGUCCUAAUCCAAACCAGAGAUCCAACGUCUUGGAUCUUGUAUUCUUAGCUCCAUCUGAGAUCUUAAUCUCAAUGCCCAGAUUGGAGCACGAUCUCCAGGGUCCGUCAGAUCAUGUCCCGAUCUGCACAGAUCUUGAUAUCGGUCCCGAACCGCCCGGAUCUGGGCGACGGACAAUUAAACCCGGAAGCGAGGCUGAGAAGUCUUUCAUUUCGGACAUUCUCUGCGAUCUUGUGGCUAUCCCUGUCGCAGCCCCGGCAACCAAGGAAGGCGUUGAAGCUUUAGCCAAUGCUAUUGCAACAGCGUUCUCGGACGCAUGGCUUGCCCAUUCGACCGAGUCCAAACCUACCAAGCGCUCCAAGUCGUUGAGCCGCUCGCUCGCUGAUUAUAACAAGUUUAAGAAGGCGUGUAAGGACGCCAAACGUGAUUUCUUCGAUGAACAUAUCGCAGAAAUCGCUACCUCUCGCAAGCGCCCGUGGGACCUAAUGGAAUGGGUCAAACAGCGCAAGCUACCACCCUGUGAGGCUAUUCGCAAUGGCGACCAGCCUUGCCAUGAUAUGGACGACCUUUGGGACGCCCUCCACGGCACGUACAACUCGGCCUCUGGUCGCGAGUACGACGCCUCAGUCUUAGACGAGCUUCCCGACGAGCCGGUCCGUGAGUGGGCUGACUUCUCGGAGCAUGAGUUGUUGAGUGCCCUUAAGGGGUGCUCCAACUCCUCUGCACCAGGACCGGACCAUAUUACAUGGGUCCACCUAAAGGAGCUGCUCAAGGAUAAACACGUCCUUGCGCUCUUCAUCGUGUUGGCCAACGCUUGCCUUCGGGUGGGUCAUUGGCCACGUAUAUUCAAGGAGUCGCUAUCGGUUAUCGUUCCGAAACUGAAUAAGCCCUCCUACUCCGUGCCGAAGGCCUUCAGGCCAAUUGUACUCCUCAUCACUUUCGGUAAACUUAUCGAAAAGAUGAUUGCCAAUAGGAUACAGUUUGACGCCGUCAAGCAUGAUAUCUUUCAUCCCAACCAACUUGGCGGUAUUCGCCAGAGGUCCACUGAGGAUGCUGGAUUGAUUCUGACCCAUCUCUUCUUCCCUUCUAUCAACCAUGAGAUGUUCAUGGCUGUAAUCCGCAAGCAAGGGUUCUCGCCAGUUCUGAUGGAGUUCUUUGCCUCUUAUCUUGUUGGUCGUUCCACAGUCUAUUGUUGGAACACCUUCCAAUCCGACUUGCAGUCUGCGGACGUGGGUGUUGGGCAGGGCUCAGCUCUUUCGCCUGUUAUCUCUGGGCUGUUCAUUGCUCCGGUAAUGAAGCUCUUCUACAUCAAGGCGGCACCACUCAACAUGACGCUGCUUUCCUUUGUGGAUGAUGGGACCAUUCUGGCCCAAUCCAAACAGCUUGAUGAUAAUAAUGUGGGCCUGCGUAAGGCCUACAAAAUUAUCUACCUUCUCUUUGUUGCUUUCGCACUCGUUCUUGAACACGACAAGACCGAGUUGUUCCAGUUUUCGUGUCGACGAGACGCCUACGAUCCCUCGCUGGACUUGGGGUACGCCCCGCAUACCGGCACUACACCUUUGAAGCCCAAGACCUAUUGGAGGUACUUGGGUUUCUACUUUGACCACGGGCUCACGUUUCAUGAGCACGUUCGCUACUACGCCACCAAGGCGUUUACCACCGUGCAGGCCAUGCGCAUGCUCGGGAACUCUACGAGAGGUCUUUCGCCUAAACAGCGCCGCCUCUUAUACCGGUCAUGUGUGGUCCCCAUUGCCACAUAUGGCUAUUGUCUCUGGUAUUUUGACGGCGCUCGCAAUAAGGGCGCACUGAACCAGCUAAAACGGAUGCAGCGGAAAGCUGCUCUAUGGAUUACAGGUGCUUUCUGCACCUCCCCUACAGGCGGUCUUGAGGCUCUAGCGGGCCUCAUCCCCGUCCAUCUCAUGCUGAAGAAGUUGGCGAUGCGCGCAGUGUAUCGCGUCGCUACCCUCUCAGACACCCACCCUCUUCGCUCCAUGAUGGGCGAGGGACUCCUCAAGCGAGCCGCACCACAUGCUCGCUCCGCCGCCUUGAUGACCCCAGCUAUGCGAGGGAAAGUCAAGAGCACUGUCAUGGAGGUGGACGAGCGCGUCCACACCUUAACUGAGAGCUUCGAACCUUUUGCGCCUGAAGCUCGCCCAGGCGAUUGGUUACUGGACCGCUAUGCGGACCGUAUCCACUUUGACGAGCGCGAUCCUGGCCAGGAUAGGCGCCCAUAUCUAGACGAGCUCAUCGCGAAAGCGAGGGCCGACCCACUAACAGUACUGGCUGCAACUGAUGGCUCUGUCCCUCAGUCCAACCAGUAUCAGGCGGCUUCGGCUGCUAUAAUCUACAAGGGACAUUCGGGCUUUUUUUUUUUUUUUUAA
Messenger RNA from Cyclocybe aegerita, 2808 nucleotides. The record is from the annotation of a GenBank genome assembly. NCBI's taxonomy places the organism in Eukaryota, Fungi, Basidiomycota, Agaricomycetes, Agaricales, Hemipholiotaceae.